UAAGAAGUCUUUCGAUGCUCAUGACUUCAAUGUACGAUUUUUGAAUGAAGAUCUAUACAGCGCAUAAGAAAUAGAGCUCUGGUUCUCUGCUUAUUGCAAUUAUGUCUUCUCGAGACGAAAUCACUCUUCCUGCGACACGACCGAAAUCUAGAAAGUCCUUGGGUCAUGUCCCCUCGGCGCAAGAUGUGGACCAAGAAAAUCAGACAGCAGAUGUUGGUCUCCUAGUAUCAGGAAAGCGAACCCCAAUGGAGAAGUCAAGAAAGUCGCGGAGUAAGAGUAUUGGACCUGGAGGAUUGGACGCAUUGAAGGAUACAAGUGGAAACAGGCGCAAGUCUCUGGCUGCAAUUCCACAUCCUCCUCCUAAGUCUAUCCUCAAACCUACGAUGCCGCCUCUUCGAGAGAUUCCGGCGCAUAUUUCGACUCGCAAAGGAAGUCCUAAGAAACCUACCCCGCAGUCAUCACAAAAGACCGAGAAUCUUAUUGAUUUUGACUUCGACUUGCCAUCUGGACCUACUAUAAGUGGCACCGACAGACUUGCGAAUCCAUUCGAGGUUGGAGGUAGUCCUGCUGUCAACGAGACUCGUGUUACAUUACGGACUGAGGAAGAACAGCAGGCAGCUGCCAGAGAACGAGAAGAAAAGGAAAGACAAGAAUUGGAGAAGGAAAUUAUAUCACGGCGAGAUGCUCGUCGCAAGUCUUUGGCAAAUCGUCGAGUAUCAUUUGCACCAGAAGCCACUCUUCAUACGUGGGAUGUCGUAGUCGAGUACCAAGAUUCAACGACCUCUUCCAAUGCGACAAACUCCACCCGCAGAGCUUCAUCGGUCACAGGAGGAACAGUAGGGUCACCACAUCCUGCAGGACCUCCAAGCUCUGAUCCGUCGGACCCUCCAUCUACACCCCCAGAGCACGUUGAAGAGGACACGGUCAAAGCAAGUCCAGCUCAUCAACGAGAUUUACACCAGAAGAAGAGGAGGAGAAGCUCGGGCAUACCACCUAUGAAUUUCAAUAAUCCAGACGAUGAAGUUUUUUCCUCAAGUCCAUUGAGUGGUAGCUCUGAUGCUGAAGAAGCCGUUGAUGAUGAUAUCGCAUCUAAUUCUAACAGCGACUCUGGUGACGAUGGGACUAUGAUGAGUCUGGAUGGGGGCGAGACGACGAAUAUGUCAAUGGCAUCAAUCAAUUCGAGCGACAGCACCGACUCUAGCACUCGCUUAGAAGAAGCACUCAGGCAAGCUGCACGCCAAGCUGGUACACAAGGAAUCGAUUCUGAUGAGAAUGGAGACGAGAAUAUGGUGGAAGAGGAAGAAGAGGUUGUUGCCUCCUUUGCGCCAUGGAAGAAGCCGAAUGCUAUACAGAACCUUGAAUCCCAACAAGACCAAGAAAAUGUCAAUCCAUUCUCACCAGCUUUCAAAGAAGCCGCACCGCCGGAAGAGGAGCAAUCGGAAGGUGAAGAGGUGACGAUGGAUAUGACUCACGCAGUUGGUGGUAUUCUUCCCAGCCAGAAGCCGGACAAGGACGAAAUGUCGAUGGAUGUGACUCGGGCAUUUGGAGGUAUCAUAACCAACGAUGCUCCAAAAGCUACCAACUCCAGACGAAAGUCUAUGGCUGCUGGUCGCCGCCAAAGUACCCGUCGGAGGUCUUCAGGCGAGUCAUCUUCAUUGGGGGAUGAAACUAUGGAAUUUACUAUGGCAAUGGGAGGAAUCCAACCAUCUCACGAUGAGACGGUGUCCAAGGACGAUGAAGACAUGACCAUGGAAUUCACGUCUGUUGUUGGUGGAGUUCUAGCACAAUACAAUGGCUCGUCCAAGCCCAUUAGGCGAGCUUCUAUGGCAGCAACUCAGCGAGGUCAACCAAAGAAGAGCCGCGAAAGCAUAGAAUCAAGUGCGGAGGACGAAACGAUGGAUAUGGCCGUGGCUAUGGGUGCCAUCAUGCCCUCAAUCGCUGAAGCAACAAGUCAACAAGACGAUGCGACGAUCGGUAUGGAAAUGACAACUGCUUUAGGCGGUAUUCUGCCUCCGCAAAUGAGCACGGGAAGUCGAUCACAAGCAAAGAAGAUUAUGGAAAUGGAAACAGAUCUUGGAAGCUCUCCAUUCCGGGCGGAAGUGCCACAGAACUCACCACCGAAGUUGCCUGCACCUACUCAUACUGUUGCAUCAGAAACUGGUAGUCCAAGUCUUGCUGGAUUCCGAGGGAAAGGUCUUCGUCGCAGUGCUGAAGCUCGACACUCCACAACACCUAAAUCUAGACUUAGUUCUGGGGGCACACCUCUCAAAAAGCCAUCAACACCUUCGAAGCAACUUACACCACAACCUCCUCGCCCAACAACUCCUGGAAAGACACCACCAUCAAAGAAUGUGAUCAUGCGAACAGCUUCUCCCAAACGACUAUUCAAAGACGAAAUCAAGGCAUCAUCUACUCCGCAAUCCGCUGCAGCUAAGAAAGCUACCACCCCGAACAAGCUGUUCCAGCAGAACAAGUCCACCGGAGCAGCUACCCCGAGUUUCAUCUUAACUCCCCAACCGAGACGAUCAUCUGGCAUUGGUCUUGAUAAAUUAGGACUCGGUUCACCUCGUGUUGCUGCACUUCUUGAUCGACGUGGAUCAAUAGGGGAACAUGCAAAAUCCUUCGUGCCAAGCCGACUUGAAGAGACUGCUGCUCGUGGUGUCCGAUUCGAUGACCCUCGCGCUAUGGAAAAUGAGAUUGACCAGGAGCGUGAACAAGAGGGAAAUCGUGAAGAUGGGCGGAAGAUUCUCGAACGCGAGGCUGACCAAGCUGAAGAGGAGAAGGAUGCUACUAUCAAUCUCAAGGAGAUGAUACAAAGCUUAACCCCGAAAAAGAAGCCUCUCCGAGGCCGCAAGAGCCUGCAUGUUGGUGCUGCCAAAGGGAUUCUUGGAAAGAGGCCCGCUGAACUCGAUGACGAUGAUGAAGAGGAUGACAAUGGAGGAGUGAAACGCCUCAAAGGUCACCAAGGCAGUCCUGUCAAAGCAGUUCAUCUCCAAGCACCUCCUACCAAGGCCGAGACUACUACUGGACGUAUGACACGUUCUGCCCGCAAGAGUAUGGAAGAAGCUACUUUCUCAUCUCUCACGCCGACGACAACAUCUCCCGAGAAGGUUAAAGCCACAACCCCACGCCAUCAAGGGCGAUUCAAGGAUGCCGAAGCCCUUGCUCCAACAGCAAAUAUUGGACAGCCAGUUGAGAAAGAGCCUGUAGAUGAACCAGAGAUCAGCGAAGAAAGCUUUGGAGAUGAUCGAAUUCAACUCCAAGACUUCCUUAACAUGACAAGUAUCCGCUUCAUGGAACUGACAACAACAAAGAGGAGGCACACGAUUGCACCCAAGGCUGCCGCAAAAGAGGGCGACAGUACUAAAUCGGUAUCUUUGGAGGACUGUGUUGCGGCUGGUGCGGCGACCAUCCCAAUGCUUGAGCUGUUUCAACACGCAUGCCAUGAGUUGAAGAGAUACAUCUCUGAGGGUCGGAAGACUGUUCGAGAAAUCGAGACUGAGACAUUCGAAGAAAACCCACCUCUCUUCCGCGAGUACAUCUCAGCCUCGCCAGAUAUCAAGAUUGUGAUGGACAAUCAAUUGAAGAACGUCAAGACACAUGCACGACUGUUGAGCAAAGGCCAGUGGUAUGACUGGAGAAUGACUUUACUUGCAACGCUCAAGGAAGGAUUGUUCAAGACCGCUGAAGGCAUGAUUCAAGAUGAGGAAACUCUUGAUCAACAACAAGAACUACUCGAUACUGUGCUACCUCACCUGAUUAGGCAAUUUGAGCAACUCCAACGAGAAGAGGGCGAGUUGCAGUAUGCUGCCGAUGAAAUUGCCAAUUGUGACCAGGAAGAACUAAGUAAUGCUCGCCAACAUCUGAUCACUCUUGAUGCAGAAGUAGAGGCCAAGAAGCAGUUGAUCGCGGACCUGCGUCGACAAGUGCAAGGCAAAGAGGCUGAGAUCGAAGCCGGUACAGAGCGCAAGCAAGCCUGGGAAGAGGAGAUCCGCGAGGCUGAAAAAAUCAGGGAGGAGUGUAGAGGUUGGACGUCUAGUGAAAUCAGUAUUCUGAAAGGCAAAGUUGAUGCAAUCGAAAAGGAACAUGGUUGGACGAUCACCGGCGUUUCUGGCACAACAACUUCGAUGACCUACCAAAAGGAGAUCGAACUUGUAUUCGAUGCGUCCUCUUUCCUUGGCGCGGCAUCUAGUACUUCAAAGAAGUCAGAAAAUGCUCGCAUUGAUCUCUGGUACAUUGGUGCGAACCGAGAGCUGAAUGCUCUGCCUCUCACUCCGGAAAAGGAAUUCUUCCUGCAGUGCAUUCGGGAUCACAUCCGUGGAUUGCCACAAGCACAAACUGCAGUAAAGGAUCUCCUGAGUGCCGUGAGCGUAUCAUGGAACAAGGCCAACAAGGUCGUGGAUGAUAUUCAGAGCCUAAACGUUAGUUGUCCAACGGAGAUCCUCAAAACUUCUGAUGAUUCGAUCAUGGUCAAGUCAACCCUGUUAAUCAGCCCUCUCACCACCAAGGUGGAGAUCAUUUUCCAUCUCAGCAGCCAAAGCGGUGAGACUGGUAUCGAUGUUGGUAUUGCUCCAGUAGCAACUGUUGUCUAUGGUGAACGUUUCAAUGAGCCAAAGAUGGGAGAAUUCCUGUUGAACAGAUGUGGUGACGAGGUUGAAGAGAAGGGACAAUCGAGCAGAUCAUCUUGGGUCAGUGCCGUUGCUGAGCUUGGGGAGAAAUUACUUGCGCGUGGUCGUAAGUAGUUGGGCUUUGGUGUUUUACUGAACAAUAUAUGGAUUCAUGGGGGUGGGAAAGGCGUUUAGGGGCAUGUAGCAACGUUUUGUUCGAUAUCGCUUGUGCUUUAGUUAUGAUGAAUGCUAUGAUCUUUACUCUGUGCUGUACAG
Molecule: messenger RNA, 4883 nt
Organism: Mollisia scopiformis
Lineage: Eukaryota; Fungi; Ascomycota; Leotiomycetes; Helotiales; Mollisiaceae
Product: Spc7-domain-containing protein
Exons: 4
Coding region: 102-4742 (1546 amino acids)
Biological process (GO): protein localization to kinetochore; mitotic spindle assembly checkpoint signaling; mitotic sister chromatid biorientation
Source: RefSeq, a predicted model, not a curated record